Messenger RNA from Blepharisma stoltei, 961 nucleotides. Lineage: Eukaryota; Ciliophora; Heterotrichea; Heterotrichida; Blepharismidae. The record is from the annotation of a GenBank genome assembly.
AUGGGAUUAACAGAGAACCAAAAUGAAAUUCUAUUCAUAAUCUACGCAUCAAUAUCAGCAUUGAGCUUAGCUGGCUCAAUCUUUAUAUGCAUUGUCUAUUUGAGCUUCAAAGACCUUCAGAUUUUUCAAUUCAAGUUAGUCACCUACUUAGCAUUAGUAGAUGCAGGUACAUCUCUUUCGUUCUUUUUGCCAAGUUAUCUUGAUGAUAUCAUAUGCCAAGCUCAAGCAUUCCUGAUUUCAUUCUUUACACUUUCAGGAGUCCUUUGAACUUCUGCAAUAGCUCAUGCCCUCUAUAAAUCUGCAAUUCGAGAAUAUAAAGAUAUACCUUAUUAUAUGGUUCCUAUUUUUUGAAAUUCUAGCAUAAAUAACUUUAAUUCAAUAUAAAUUGUAUAUCAGCAUUUACCACAAGCCUUACAUUCUGUAUGCUUGCGGGCUUGCCUUGCUAGCUUCUAUAGCUCCUUUUAUUACUGAAAGUUAUGGCAAUGCCGACAGCUGAUGCUGGGUCAGAACCGAUAAAGACCGUGCUCAAGAAACGAUCCUCCGACUAUUGAUAUAUUAUAUUCCCCUCUGACUAGUCAUUCCUUUUAACCUUAUAGUCUACCUUAAAGUCAUUGUAAAAAUAAACCGAGAAAUCUCAAACAUAAACGAAGAAGAAUUUACUAGAAGGCAGCUUAUAAGGAAACUCUUAUUAUACCCACUCAUUCUCAUUAUUUGUCAAACUCCUGUCACAAUCAACAGGAUCCAUGAUUAUUUUGACGACGAUCCAGAAUUCGCUUUAGUCCUGAUAUCAGGGGUCGGAAUUUGUAUCAAUGGGUUGCUUAAUGCGAUUAUAUACGGAUGCACAGAAAGCGUGAAGCUAGCUGUAGCCAGUUGGUGGAGAGGCAAUGGCAAAACCAGGUCGACCAGAGUUAGUUUUCUUUCUGACGAAAGCAAUAAGAUGGACGAACUUAAUACAUUUUAA